AUGACACAGCCGACUAGGCCCUUGGUCACCUGGGACCUGGGAUCCUCCACGAUCAACGGGACCGCCCCCCAGGCGACCACUAGUUCUGCCGCCACCUCGGGCUCCAACUACCAGCGCGAUAGACUCGGCCGCCGCCGAGAAAUCGGCGUAGUGGGUCAGCCGCAGAUCUGCUUCCCGCGGCCGCGGACCGAACAGCAGCCGAUGCUCUUCAGCAUGAUGAAUUCCAGUGAAGCAGCAAUGACAAAAACUUUACCCAAGAGCCGUUUAUCUCGGGUGAUUAUGCAUGAUAACCGCAUUGCACAACGAAUCUAUGAGAUGGAGGUGAAUGCUUUAGAGAAGACCAAGAAAAAGAUGAUCCGCUACUAUGAACACCUGAAAAAAAAGUUCAUGAGAGAGCAGCUCAGAAAGCUGGGGCGAUAGAGAGAUGAAUCCGUGAACAACCAGUACUUAACCUUUGG
Messenger RNA from Piliocolobus tephrosceles (Ugandan red Colobus), 458 nucleotides. RefSeq names its product chromosome 4 C5orf52 homolog (gene C4H5orf52). The coding region runs from base 1 to 420 and encodes 139 amino acids. The record is from RefSeq and is a predicted model, not a curated record. NCBI's taxonomy places the organism in Eukaryota, Metazoa, Chordata, Mammalia, Primates, Cercopithecidae. The transcript has 3 exons.